Molecule: messenger RNA, 912 nt
Organism: Drosophila santomea
Lineage: Eukaryota; Metazoa; Arthropoda; Insecta; Diptera; Drosophilidae
Product: coiled-coil domain-containing protein 43
Exons: 3
Coding region: 114-740 (208 amino acids)
Source: RefSeq, a predicted model, not a curated record
UGCGCCACAUGCUCCACAAUUUUUUGUUGCCUUUUGCGGCUGAUUCUCACUGCCCGUUUAUUUCGCAAGUAAAAACCCUCCAUAUAUGAUAAUAAACUAAAUAGUAAGCAGCCAUGAGCGCCACCGACGAGUUCCAGAGCUGGCUCAACGAGCAGCUGCGCAAACUGAACACCGACGAGAACGUUUUCGGCUCCUACAUCGUUGGCAUUUUGGAGGGCGACGAAACCAGAGAGGAGAAAAUCGAGGCUCUCGAGGGAAUCCUAAGCGAAACAGGUUCGGCCAACAUUGACGAACUGGUGGCCACCAUACUGCAAAAGUGGCUACAGAGCCAUCCCAGCGCCGAUGAUCCGCCCAAGAAGGGCUUGGACAUCGAUGUGAAUGCCCAGUUGGCCAAGUUGCUGGAGCAACAGAAGCUGCAACUCGCCGUGAACAAGGAGCGUGAAUACACCGAGGAGGAGCGUCGCAUCAAGCAGCAGAUCCUGGCUCAAUACUCCCAGACUGCCGUUACAAACGAGGACGAUGAGGAUUCGGAGGAGGAGAGCGACGAUGACAGCGGCACGCUCACCAGGAACACCAACAAAUCGGAUGUCCAGGCGCUGGCCAAGGAGAAGCGAGAGCAGGCCCGCCUGGACAGUGCGGCCAAGAAGCAAAAGGACAAGGAGGAUCGGGAGAAGCAAAAGCAACUGCGCGAGGAGAAGAAGGAGAAACGCAAGACCGUCAAAGGCGAACGGCGUCGAUAACCGUCCGCAAGUGCAUAUUUUUAGACUCUUUCUAUAAACAACAACAAAAUCGAUCUGUACACAUAUGCAAAGUGCAUUUCGCAUGUAUAUGUACAUUUGAUUCGUUGAAGCGAAGUAAGCUUUGAAGAGAUUUAACAAACUGUUGAAUAUAAAACAAUAAUUAUAAUUGAAA